AUGUUAGCUUUGAGCUACGCAUGGCUGUCCACAAUCACACCCAAUCACACUCACACCGACUGUUUUGGCAAAAAGAAGGACAAGGAUAAUCUGGAUGACCUCAAGCAGGAGGUCUCCAUGGAUGAGCAUAAGAUCCCACUUGCGGAACUCCUUUCUCGGCUAACCACGCAUGCGGAGCAUGGCCUGACACAGUCUCGGGCAAAGGAGGUGCUUGAGCGCGACGGACCGAAUGCGCUGACGCCUCCCAAGCAGACGCCAGAGUGGGUCAAGUUUUGCAAGCAGCUCUUUGGCGGUUUCGCGCUCCUUCUCUGGAUUGGCGCCUUCCUCUGCUUCUUUGCCUACGCUAUCCAGGCCACCUCGGAAGAUGAGCCCCAGCCAGAUAAUCUUUACCUCGGUAUUGUGCUGUCAGUUGUGGUCAUCAUCACCGGCUGCUUCUCCUACUAUCAGGAGUCAAAAUCGUCUGCCAUCAUGGAAUCUUUCAAAAAUCUGGUCCCUCAAUAUGCCACUGUUGUCCGGGACUCCCAGAAGCAUACUAUUCCCGCUGAAGAGGUGGUCGUGGGCGACAUUGUGGAGGUGAAGGGCGGUGAUCGAAUUCCCGCCGACAUUCGUGUCAUCAAGGCUCAAAGCUGCAAGGUGGACAACUCCUCGCUGACUGGUGAAUCUGAGCCGCAAAGCCGAACUCCUGAAUUUACCCACGAGAACCCGCUGGAGACGCGUAACAUUGGCUUCUUCUCCACCAACUGCGUGGAGGGUGCUGCCACGGGCGUGGUCAUCAACACCGGCGACCGAACCAUCAUGGGUCGAAUUGCCAACCUGGCCUCCGGUCUGGAGAUGGGCGAGACGCCCAUUGCCCGCGAGAUUGAGCACUUUAUCCACCUCAUCACCGGCGUGGCGGUCUUCCUCGGCGUCACCUUCUUCAUCAUUGCGUUCAUCCUCGGCUACCACUGGCUCGAUGCCGUCAUCUUCCUCAUCGGUAUCAUUGUCGCCAACGUGCCCGAAGGUCUGCUCGCCACCGUCACCGUCUGUCUCACCCUCACUGCCAAGCGAAUGGCCAGCAAGAACUGCCUGGUGAAGAACCUGGAGGCCGUAGAGACGCUGGGCUCCACCUCGACCAUCUGCUCUGACAAGACGGGAACACUGACCCAGAACCGAAUGACUGUCGCCCACAUGUGGUUUGACAACCAUAUCAUCGAGGCUGACACCACUGAGGACCAGUCUGGCAUUCAGUACGACAAGUCCUCCUCUGGCUGGAAAGCACUCUCUCGCACCUGCAUGCUCUGCAGUCGUGCCGAGUUCAAGGGAGGCCAGGAGAAUGUGCCCAUUCUCAAGCGUGACUGCGCCGGUGACGCUUCUGAGACUGCCAUUCUGAAGUGCAUGGAAAUUGCCAUCGGCAACGUUCUGGAUUACCGCCGAAAGAACCAAAAGGUGUGUGAGAUUCCCUUCAACUCGACCAACAAGUACCACCUGACCAUUCACGAGCCUGCUGAGGGCGGCGGCUACCUGAUCUGCAUGAAGGGCGCCCCGGAGCGAAUCCUCGAGCGUUGCAGCACCAUCUUUAUCAACGGAGAGGAGAAAAUUCUGGACGAUGAAAUGAAAGACGCAUUCAACAACGCGUACGUUUCGCUUGGAACUUUGGGAGAGCGUGUCAUUGGCUUCUGCGACUUGAAGCUGCCGGCUGACAAGUUCCCUAAAGGCUAUCCAUUUGAUGCGGACGAAGUGAACUUUCCCGUGAACAACCUGCGCUUUGUUGGUCUUGUCUCCAUGAUUGAUCCUCCCCGAGCUGCUGUCCCCGACGCUGUUGCCAAGUGCCGAUCUGCUGGCAUCAAGGUCAUCAUGGUCACCGGUGAUCAUCCUAUCACCGCCAAAGCCAUUGCCAAGGCUGUGGGAAUCAUCUCGGAAGGAACGGAAACUGUUGAGGACAUUGCUGAGAGACUGAGCAUCCCCGUGGAGGACGUCAACCCCCGAGACGCCAAGGCCGCCGUCGUGCACGGUCAAGAGUUGAAGGACAUGUCGCAGGAGGAGCUGGAUGACAUUCUGCAGCACCACACGGAAAUUGUCUUUGCUCGUACCUCUCCGCAGCAGAAGCUCAUCAUUGUGGAGGGUUGCCAGCGAAUGGGUGCAAUUGUGGCCGUCACCGGUGAUGGUGUGAACGACUCGCCUGCCCUGAAGAAGGCCGACAUUGGAAUUGCCAUGGGCAUUGCCGGCUCUGACGUGUCGAAGCAGGCUGCCGACAUGAUUCUGCUUGACGACAACUUUGCCUCCAUUGUAACCGGAGUAGAAGAGGGCCGUCUGAUUUUUGACAAUCUGAAAAAGUCUAUUGCCUACACACUGACUUCAAACAUCCCCGAAAUUUCGCCUUUCCUCUUUUUCAUCGUCUUCAACGUGCCGCUGCCUUUGGGCACCGUGACCAUUCUUUGCAUCGAUCUCGGCACUGACAUGGUACCUGCCAUCUCUCUGGCUUACGAACAAGCCGAGAGCGACAUCAUGAAGCGCCAGCCUCGUGACUCGCAAAAGGACAAAUUGGUGAACGAGCGCCUCAUUUCCGUCUCGUACGGUCAGAUUGGCAUGAUCCAGGCGGCCGCUGGUUUUUUCGCCUACUUCACGAUCAUGGCGGGCAACGGCUUCACAGGAUGGUCAUUGUUCGGCCUGCGUGAGCAAUGGGACAGUAAAGCUGUCAACGAUCUUGAGGACGCUUAUGGCCAGCACUGGACUUACAAAAGGCGUAAGGAUCUUGAGUACACCUGCCACACUGCGUUCUUCGUUUCCAUCGUUGUUGUGCAGUGGGCCGAUCUGAUCAUCUGCAAAACUCGACGAAACUCCAUUGUUCAUCAGAAGAUGACAAAUCACGCGCUCAACUUUGGCCUGCUUUUUGAGACGCUGCUUGCCGCCUUUCUUUCUUAUUGCCCCCACAUGGACAAGUUUCUUCGAUUAUACCCUCUCAAAUUUGAAUACUGGCUGCUUGCGUUGCCAUUCAGUUUGUUGAUCUUUGUGUACGACGAGGCCCGACGAUUCAUCCUGCGUCGCAACCCAGGCGGAUGGGUGGAGAUGGAAACCUACUACUAA
Rhagoletis zephyria (snowberry fruit fly) is the source of this 3063-nucleotide messenger RNA. NCBI's taxonomy places the organism in Eukaryota, Metazoa, Arthropoda, Insecta, Diptera, Tephritidae. The record is from RefSeq and is a predicted model, not a curated record.